AUGGCUACAGGGACGUACUCAUUGGCAGAAGUGCUGGCUGUUGCGGAAAAUCAUCCUUUCUACAAUGAGAAUAUACUGUACCCAGCCGAUUCAAAAUCAGUCACGAAACUUCAGGAGUCCGCUUUCAGUAAAGAGAAGAAAGCAGAUCUCGAAGAACAGCCAUUGCUUGAUAAAAAAACACUGUAUAAAUCAAUUAAAAGACUCACUCAUGAUGUGGACCCGAGAAAUACGUAUCGUCAUGGCUCAUACAUGAGUAUUACUGGCGGUGGAUCUGGCUCAAUUCCAAUGAUGUUCGCCGUAGACGCGCAUGAGAAUCGUCGACAGCGGGCUCGGAUGGGAGAUUUGCUUAGAGUCUGUGGUGUUAUUGAAUCGAAAGACUUCGUGUUGUCUACUCACCUCGCUGGAGGAUUUUAUAGAUCACUGGAUCUGGUAACAGAAAUGAUAGAAAAUGCAGGAGGGACUAUGCUUAGCGCCGGUGCUUACAUGCCACCCGCCGAAGUUGCAAAAUCUCUAGCUAACUACCAUGUCAACGCUCUUACUGGCGACGGUAGCCAAGUUGUUCAGACUGUCCAACACAUCUCCUUGAUGGCGAAAGAGGAUCGUGAUCGUAUCGUACUGAAUAAGAUCAUCUACACCUCGGAGCCAUUGACCGGUCCUCAACGCGUGUUUAUAAAGUCUGUACUGGGUGAUGUUGAGAUUUUUUCUAUAAUGGGUAGUGCUGAAGCGGGUCCCUGGGCAAUCAGCAGUCCAAAGUUGACUGGAGAGCAAGAUGUCAAAGAAAUUGCCACCGAUUUUAUCUUUGACACGAGAAGUAUGUUACUCGAGAUCUUCCACCCCUCCGUCAGUGAUGGUAUAGCUCCACUCGUUUGCCUUCCACAGGGAGAGAAAGGUCUCAUGGUACAAACUUCGUUCCAAAGAUUGCGCAACCCACUAGUACGCUAUAUCACCGGCGAUAUCGGCUCCGUUCAUCCACUUCCGGAUACUGCUUCUGCUGUAGUACCUGAGCUUGAUCGGAAGUUCCUACGUAUUAUACGUAUGCGAGGGCGUGAUAAUCGGUUCAGCUUUAAGUGGUAUGGUUGUUAUUUUGAGUUUCAGAGAAUCGAAGCUUUCAUGCAGAAAAAAGAUAACGGUGUCCUGCAAUGGCAAAUCAUAUUGGAUCGACUGGAUGAUACCCCACAGGCGACCCUGGAAAUUCGCUUACUUCGAUCACCUCCAAGAGAUGGAGUUCUCUCCGCCCAAUCUAUAACGGAACGAUUGCAGACCUUCUUUCUCAUUACACCUGAAAAUGAACAUCUGGUACAAAUUGUGUUUUUGGACAGUUUGGACGGGUUUGAGCGAAGCAUUACCGCAGGAAAAGUAAUCAAAUUUGUGGACCGUUGGCACUGA
Molecule: messenger RNA, 1386 nt
Organism: Botrytis fragariae
Lineage: Eukaryota; Fungi; Ascomycota; Leotiomycetes; Helotiales; Sclerotiniaceae
Exons: 3
Coding region: 1-1386 (461 amino acids)
Source: RefSeq, a predicted model, not a curated record